AUGCGUGGCGUCGCGAGCGCCGAGGACGCCGACUUCGAAGCGCGCUGCGCGGCCAUGAAGACCUGGAUGGGAUCCGAGCGCUUCAAGCACACCACUCGCCCCUACAAGGUCGAGGACGUGGUGAAGCUCCAGGGCACCAUGCCCAUGUACUUCAACGGCGCCAAGGUCUCCGACAAGCUCUACAAGAUGCUCCGGGACCACCAGGCCAAGGGAACCUGCUCCCACACCUUCGGGGCGCUGGACACCGUGCAGGUCACGCAGAUGGCCAAGUACCUGACCUCGGUGUACGUCAGCGGUUGGCAGUGCUCCUCCACCGCCUCCACUUCCAACGAGCCUGGCCCAGAUGUGGCGGACUACCCCUAUGACACUGUUCCCAACAAGGUGGACCAGCUCUUCCGCGCACAGCUCUUCCAUGACCGCAAGCAGUAUGAGGAGCGCCGCCGCAUGUCGCCCGACGAGCGUGCCAAGGCACCCGUUGUGGACUACAUGAACCCCAUCAUUGCAGACGCGGACACCGGCCAUGGCGGACUUACCGCCACCAUGAAGCUUGCGAAGAUGUUCGUUGAGAACGGGGCUGCUGGCAUUCACAUCGAGGACCAGAAGCCGGGCACCAAGAAGUGCGGCCACAUGGGCGGCAAGGUCUUGGUCUCCACACAGGAGCACAUCCAGCGCCUCAUUGCGAUCCGCCUCCAGGCCGACGUGCUCAACUCGCCUCUGGUCAUCGUGGCGCGCACUGACGCGGAGGCGGCCACGAUGAUCGACACGAACAUCGAUCCGAUCGACCACCCCCACAUCAAGGGCGCCACCGUCAAGGGCGUGGAGCCCCUCUAUGAGGCCAUGCGCAAGGGCACCGACAAGGACUGGGAGGAGCGAUCCGGAUGCAUGACUUUCCCGGAUGCCGUUGCCAAGGCCAUGAAGGCCAAGGGCCAGGACCCGGCCAAGUGGCUGCAGGAUUCCCGCAAGAUGUCUUUGGACCAGAUGAAGAAGGCGGCCUCUGGCAUGGGCCUGGAGGUCUUCUUCGAUUGGGAUGCCGCCCGGUCCGUGGAGGGCUACUACCGAAUCAAGGGCUCCACCGAGUUCUGCAUCGAGCGCGCCAUUGCCUUUGCCCCCUAUGCUGACUGCAUCUGGAUGGAGACCGGCAAGCCGAUCCUGGCGCAGGCCACGCAGUUCGCGAAGGAGGUCCGCGGCGCAGUGCCUCACCAGAUGCUUUCUUACAACCUUAGCCCGUCCUUCAACUGGGACACCGCCGGCAUGACCGAUGCUCAGAUGGAGUCCUUCAUUUGGGACCUGGCCAAGCUCGGCUUCUGCUGGCAGUUCAUCACCUUGGCAGGCUUCCACUGCGAUGCUUUGAACAUUGACCUCUUCGCCAAGGAGUAUGCCAAGCGAGGUGCGGCCGCGUACGUGCAGAUGAUCCAGCGCAAGGAGCGCGAGCACAAGGUGGAGACCCUUACCCACCAGAAGUGGAGCGGCUCUGAGAUCGUGGACGAGAUGGGCAACAUCGUCAGCGGCGGACUUUCCUCCACCGGCAUCAUGUCGGCCGGAGCACCAUUUCUUCUCUCAAUCUGGUUUGUGUCGCACCUUUUGAACGGCCUCCGAUUUCGAGACACAGGUAUCUUCGUCAUGGCGAACCGUGUGGCCAUCAUUGAGAAGCACGUCCUGGCCAGCGCAACUUGGCCAGGCAGCCAAGAAGGCGUUUCGAGCUCCCCUGUGCCCCCGAUGGGUCCACGACAGCGCGGGCGGCUGCUGCUCGCGGCUUGCGCUGCGCUCGGCUCGCACCCUCUGGCCCCGGCGAGCGUUAGGCAGAUGGCAGGCGUCGCAGCACCCAAAGCUGCCUGGGCCUGGAGCUGGUGGAGGUCCAUAGGCAGUCCCAGAUGGGUUUGCUCACCGAUGGUUGACCAGUCAGAGAGGGCCUUUCGAAUCCUCUGCAGACAAUAUGGGGUCCAGCUGGCCUACACCCCGAUGAUCCACGCCGAGCCCUUCGCCUCAGACGAGGAGUACCGCAGGACGUACUUCGACGCCUGGGACGCAGCGGAUCUUGGGCCUGCGAAAGACGUGGACCGGCCCCUCAUCGCACAGCUGGGCGGGGAUGAUCCGCACACCUUGCUGCGCGCGGCGCGUAUACUGGAGCCCCACGUGGAUGCGGUGGACAUCAACUUCGGCUGCCCGACGGAGGACGCCCGCAAGGGCGGUCACAAGACCCACUCGCCUCUGUGUCGUCGAUAUGGAGCGUAUCUACUGCGCGAUCCUCAGCUUGUGGCCAAGAUCGUGGGGACUGUGGCAGCUGGAUUGAGAAGGGUCCCGGUCACCGCCAAGAUUCGACUGUUGCAAAAACGUGACGACACGGCGCAGCUAGCCAUGGCCAUUGAGCAAGCUGGGGCAGCCGCGCUGUGUGUACAUGGCCGAACGAUUGUCCAGCGCCCAAAGUACGCGAAGCGAGAUGGCUUGGGCGAAGCAAGCUUGGCCCCGAACUGGGGAGCCAUUGCCGAGGUGCGGAGGUCCGUCGGCAUUCCCGUGAUCGCAAACGGUGGCAUCGAGACCAAGCGCGAUGCGGCUGCCUGCCUUGAGCAGACGGGGGCAGCCGCAGUAAUGUCGGCCGAGGCGUUGCUGGAGGAUCCUGCUCUGUUCGACGACCCCCCCAUGGAGGCUCAAGAUCACCAAGAUCCCAAGGCUGAUGUCGCGCGGAUGCUUCGACUUGGGCGAGAGUUUCUGGACCUAGCGGAGACGUUCACCUGUCCGCUCAAGUACCCCCCGACGAAGUCCCACCUCUUCAAGAUCCUGCAUCGACUGAUCGGCGCGGACCAGGCCACGGCGCGGCGCAAGGAUGCCGCGGGGCUCCUGCUCUCCAAGAAGGAGGAGCUGAAGCUGGAGCUGAUGCGCUGCCCCGUCUCCGACUUCUCAGCGAUCAGGCGGGCGCUGGACGUGAUCGAGGCGAGCUAUGCCCAGGACUUUGAGCCUUUGGGUGAGUCAUGGUACCGUCGCUGGAGAGCGGAAGAAAAACUCGCCGUUGUGCCGGGCGUGUCCCAACUGCUGCGGUCAUCUGCUGUCAAGUGCAAUGAGUGUGGUAUAACCUGUGCUCCAGUCUGGGGGCAAGGAAGCUUGGCCGAGUAUGAGUUAGCUGAGGAUGCUGCCGUCUCCGGUGGCCUCGAGAUGCGUGGCGUGGCCAGCGCUGAGGACGCCGACUUCGAUGCCCGCGUGGCGGCCAUGAAGACCUGGAUGGGAUCCGAGCGGUUCAAGCACACCACUCGACCCUACAAGGUCGAGGAUGUGGUGAAGCUCCAGGGCACCAUGCCCAUGUACUUCAACGGUGCCAAGGUCUCCGACAAGCUCUACAAGAUGCUCCGGGACCACCAGGCCAAGGGCACCUGCUCGCACACCUUCGGAGCCCUCGACACCGUCCAGGUCACGCAGAUGGCCAAGUACCUGACCUCGGUGUACGUGAGCGGCUGGCAGUGCUCCUCCACUGCUGCCACCUCCAACGAGCCGGGCCCCGAUGUGGCGGACUACCCUUACGACACCGUGCCCAACAAGGUGGACCAGCUCUUCCGCGCGCAGCUCUUCCAUGACCGCAAGCAGUAUGAGGAGCGCCGCCGAAUGUCGCCCGAGGAGCGCUCCAAGGCAGCUGUCGUUGACUACAUGAACCCCAUCAUCGCGGAUGCGGACACCGGCCACGGCGGCCUCACGGCCACCAUGAAGCUUGCGAAGAUGUUCAUCGAGAACGGUGCCGCGGGCAUCCACAUCGAGGACCAGAAGCCGGGAACCAAGAAGUGCGGACACAUGGGCGGCAAGGUCCUGGUCUCCACCCAGGAGCACAUUCAGCGAUUGAUUGCCAUCCGCCUGCAGGCGGAUGUGUUGAACUCGCCCUUGGUCAUCGUGGCGCGUACGGAUGCUGAGGCUGCCACCAUGAUCGACACCAACAUUGAUCCGAUCGACCACCCCCACAUCAAGGGCGCCACCGUCAAGGGCGUGGAGCCCCUCUAUGAGGCCAUGCGCAAGGGCACCGACAAGGACUGGGAGGAGCGAUCCGGAUGCAUGACUUUCCCGGAUGCCGUUGCCAAGGCCAUGAAGGCCAAGGGCCAGGACCCGGCCAAGUGGCUGCAGGAUUCCCGCAAGAUGUCUUUGGACCAGAUGAAGAAGGCGGCCUCUGGCAUGGGCCUGGAGGUCUUCUUCGAUUGGGAUGCCGCCCGGUCCGUGGAGGGCUACUACCGAAUCAAGGGCUCCACCGAGUUCUGCAUCGAGCGCGCCAUUGCCUUUGCCCCCUAUGCUGACUGCAUCUGGAUGGAGACUGGCAAGCCGAUCCUGGCGCAGGCCACGCAGUUCGCGAAGGAGGUCCGCGGCGCAGUGCCUCACCAGAUGCUUUCUUACAACCUUAGCCCGUCCUUCAACUGGGACACCGCCGGCAUGACCGAUGCUCAGAUGGAGUCCUUCAUUUGGGACCUGGCCAAGCUCGGCUUCUGCUGGCAGUUCAUCACCUUGGCAGGCUUCCACUGCGAUGCUUUGAACAUUGACCUCUUCGCCAAGGAGUAUGCCAAGCGAGGUGCGGCCGCGUACGUGCAGAUGAUCCAGCGCAAGGAGCGCGAGCACAAGGUGGAGACCCUUACCCACCAGAAGUGGAGCGGCUCUGAGAUCGUGGACGAGAUGGGCAACAUCGUCAGCGGCGGACUUUCCUCCACCGGCAUCAUGUCGGCCGGAGUCACGGAGAAGCAGUUCUGA
This is a messenger RNA of Symbiodinium natans, 4710 nucleotides long. Lineage: Eukaryota; Dinophyceae; Suessiales; Symbiodiniaceae. The record is from the annotation of a GenBank genome assembly.